This is a messenger RNA of Musa acuminata AAA Group (dessert banana), 2044 nucleotides long. RefSeq names its product probable protein S-acyltransferase 7. Gene Ontology annotation, biological process: peptidyl-L-cysteine S-palmitoylation; protein targeting to membrane. Gene Ontology annotation, molecular function: protein-cysteine S-palmitoyltransferase activity. The record is from RefSeq and is a predicted model, not a curated record. Gene Ontology annotation, cellular component: Golgi apparatus; endoplasmic reticulum. Bases 399 to 1751 code for a protein of 450 amino acids. The transcript has 5 exons. NCBI's taxonomy places the organism in Eukaryota, Viridiplantae, Streptophyta, Magnoliopsida, Zingiberales, Musaceae.
UUUGUUUGGUUACAGAGAAAAAAACCCAAAGUUCCCAACUUUUUCCGGGAAGUCUCCAAGGAUAUUUAUAUGCAAUUUAUCCAAUAAAAGAUACUUUCAGACCUUCAGUAGAAUACUCUCACUCUCUUCUGUCCAAGGCACCAGUCUCCACCGAUGCUCUCGUCGGUCUAAAAGCCAACCGCCUGAGGCGGCGGCGGCUGGCGGCAGAGGUAAUGCGACACACGAUCGAGGAUGAGGCAGCUGGAAUCCGCGAGACGGAUCGGGGUAACCCGGUGCCUGUCUUAGCAAGGAGCAAGUCGGAACCCUAGGGAAGAUCCCUUCUUCGUCCGACAGCGGAAAAAUUCGGCAGGAUCGAGGUCUCUCAGGAAGGACGAUACGAGGUGGUUUGGAGGUGAUUAAUGCACGUCGGCCCGCCUCCCCGCGGCUCGGAUCUGGCCUCCCGCGGCAUGGCGGCGGAUGCGGAAUCGCCAAGAGUGUUCGAGGCCUGGAAGGGAAGCAACAUUUUUUUUCUUCGAGGGAGAUUUAUAUUUGGUCCUGAUGUGAGAUCAUUGUUUCUCACCAUAUUCCUGAUUGUUGCACCUGUUUCAAUCUUCUGCGUGUUUGUUGCCAGAAAACUAAUGGAUGAAUUUUCCAGUACUCUGGGUAUACCAGUGAUGGUAAUAGCUGUCCUGUUCACUUUAUAUGAUUUGAUUCUUCUACUUGUGACAUCGGGUAGAGAUCCGGGUAUAGUACCUCGUAAUCCACAUCCUCCAGAAGCUGAAAUCUUUGAGGAUAAUAGUGAAGUUGGAGGUGCCCGAACUGCACAAUUACAUUUACCACGAACAAAGGAUGUAAAUGUGAACGGGAUGACCGUAAAGGUGAAAUUCUGCGACACUUGCUUGCUCUAUCGGCCUCCUCGUUGCUCACACUGCUCAAUCUGCAAUAACUGUGUGGAACGUUUUGAUCAUCAUUGCCCAUGGGUUGGCCAAUGCAUUGGGCUUAGGAACUAUCGUUUCUUCUAUAUGUUUGUUUUCUCAACAACUUUGCUCUGUCUCUAUGUCUUUGGAUUUUCCUGGGUGUGCAUCGUGAAAAUUAGAAAUGCUGAACAAAUAUCUCUUUGGAGAGCAAUGACUAAGACUCCAGCUUCCAUUGUCCUCAUAAUCUACAUUUUCAUAUCAGUUUGGUUUGUUGGCGGCCUCUCAGUCUUCCAUUUAUAUCUAAUGAGCACCAAUCAGACGACUUAUGAAAACUUCAGAUACCGUUAUGAUCGGAGAGCUAACCCAUAUAACCGAGGAGUAGUAGAAAAUUUCAAAGAGAUCUUUUUUACAAGCAUCCCUCCAUCAAAGAACAAAUUCCGUGCAAGGGUACCACGGGAACAAGAAUAUCAACAACUUACUAUAGGUGGCGGUUUCAUGAGUCCAAAUAUGGGCAGAGCAGUGGGUGACAUCGAGAUGGGUAGAAAGCCUGUGACAUGGGAUGAAUUGAGGGCAGUCACACAAGCUGGUGAUCUAGAAGGAGGUCUAAGCAGUAGAAACAUGGUGGAUGACAAGGACAGUGAGCUCGGUGAAGUUUCCCCGGAUUUAAGAAGGGAGUUUCUGUCGACAAGGGGUGUGGAAGUACAAGCUGCAUUGCACCAUAGGCGCUCAAGCUGGGGAAGAGGUGGGAGCUGGGAGACCAUGCCUGAGGUUCGAGCUGUGGCAUCUGCAAUGUGGGAAACAAGUAGGAUAGGCAGUGGCAGUGGCAGCCGCAGCAUGUCUGCAGCAAACUUAUGAGGUGUUCAGAUAGCGACACGCUCGUAAAGGCAUGGAUCUUGUGGAUGCCUUUUGGUGCAUUGGAAAAGGACUGGUGUCUCCUAGUGUUGCAUAGUUUGCGAGUGAUCUAUUGGGUUUGGUUGAUACACAUUUGUAGAAAAUUGUUUUGUGCUGAUUUGCUGUGAUACCGGCAUCGACUAUUUUUUUGUAGAUCUGAAGACGAUAGAUAGUCGAGGACUGUAUUCGCUUGCUUGGCAUGUGUGUAUAUAUUUGCGUUUGUGGCUUCAGUAAAAGUUGUUAUCCAUCUGAGCGUA